Corvus hawaiiensis (hawaiian crow) is the source of this 2247-nucleotide messenger RNA. It is a transcript of the gene TSN, whose product is annotated as translin. The transcript has 8 exons. The coding region runs from base 75 to 899 and encodes 274 amino acids. Gene Ontology annotation, cellular component: nucleus; cytoplasm. The record is from RefSeq and is a predicted model, not a curated record. Gene Ontology annotation, biological process: RNA metabolic process. Gene Ontology annotation, molecular function: single-stranded DNA binding; sequence-specific DNA binding; RNA binding. Lineage: Eukaryota; Metazoa; Chordata; Aves; Passeriformes; Corvidae.
CGCGGUCAGGCGGUGCGUGGGGCAGCCGCGCGCCAGCGGCACUGAAGGCCCGGUGGGCGGGAAGCGGCGGCAUCAUGUCGGUGAGCGAGAUGUUCGCGGCGCUGCAGGGAGCGCUCGGCCAGGACCAGGAUAUCCGAGAGGAGAUCCGGAAGGUGGUGCAGGCGCUGGAGCAGACGGCGCGGGAGAUCCUGACGCUGCUGCAGGGCGUGCACCAGGGGCCCGGCUUCCAGCACACUUCCAGGCUCUCCCGAGGAGUCCAGCGUGGGCUUCCCGGAGGCUGCUGGGAAGAGGAGGGCGCAGCUGGGAGGUUUCAAGCCACACAAGUAGUGUUCACGUCCUGGGCUGCUGAGUUGGCUCUUAGGUCUCCCUUCCCAAAGAAGUGUCAGAAGGCUCGUGAGCACUUUGGUACAGUGAGGACACAGAUGGAGUCUUUGAAGACCAAGUUUCCUGCUGAUCAGUAUUACAGGUUUCAUGAGCACUGGAGGUUUGUGCUGCAGCGGCUGGUGUUCCUGGCAGCAUUCGUAGUCUACCUGGAGUCAGAGACAUUGGUGACCCGAGAAGCUGUUGCAGAAAUACUUGGGAUUGAAGCUGAUCGGGAACGGGGUUUUCACCUGGACAUUGAAGAUUAUCUUUCUGGCAUAUUAACUCUGGCCAGUGAGCUGGCCAGGCUGGCAGUGAACAGUGUCACAGCUGGGGACUAUUCCCGCCCUCUCCGCAUCUCAGCCUUUAUCAACGAGCUGGAUUCUGGCUUCCGCCUCCUCAACCUGAAGAAUGACUCCCUGAGGAAACGCUACGAUGGCCUCAAAUACGAUGUCAAGAAAAUUGAGGAAGUGGUUUAUGACUUGUCGAUCAGAGGACUCAAUAAGGAGGCAACAGUUGGUGGAGGCGGAGAGAAGUGAAGGAUGCUCGUUUGAACAGCAUCGUCGAUUACCUCAGAUGGUUGCCAAUUUAGGAAGUACCUAGAGAAGCCUUCCUACAGUAGUUUAGAAGAACUGCAGCUCAAAGCUGCUCUCUAUUUUCUUACAAAAGGUGUAGUACAGGCAUUAGAUGUUUUGUAAAAUCAUGUCUAGGUUAGGACAGGAGACUCUGUUUCCAGUGGAAUUCCUCUGUCAAACACACGGUGCCGUUCUCUGCACAGCAACAAUAGUAGUUAGUAACUCCCAUGAGCUGAGAUUCCCAUUAGUUCUGUAGUGUUCUUCCCUGCUCUGGCUGGGAAGUGCUGUGGCUGUCUCUGCUCACACGCCCUCAGAGAUGUGUGCACAGCACACAGCUCAGUGCAGACACGUGGAAUCUUUUAAGAAACACAGUGUGUAAAUAUCAGAUUUUUUUAAGACACUGAUUUUUUUUUUUGCCUUUUUGUUUCUUAAAUUUUCACUUACGUAAGUUGAAAAAAAUUGCAUAACUGUUUAUGAACCAGAUCUCUUUUUUAAUGGUUUCUGUUAAUGUAUCUCCUUUAAUUGAGAAAUUAGUGAAAAUACUCCUGAGAAUUCCUCCAUUGGAACUGGUGUCUUGCACCCUGCCAUAUCUCCCAUCCCCUCUCUUUUUUUUAUUUUCUUUCCACAAAGAUUUCAGUUACCAGGGAGAGCAGGGUUUUUUUAGACACCUGCUUUCUCUGGUGUUUGUUUUACUGGCAUUUGUUUUACUGGCAUGAGUAAAUGCAGAGUUUUAAAUGAUGAUUUGCCUUGAGAGCUCAGUGUAACCAAUUUUUAUGUUUUUUUAGCUUCCAAGUUUUCUGAAAAGAGAAGUGUAAACUGAUAAACUGCAGUGGUGUCUGAGUUGUAACAAGCUGUACAGGCCACAACUGUACCUGUUAUCCUGGAAUUAAAAAAAAACCAAACAUAAAACUAUAGUUUGUGUAGUAAAAUGCUUGUAUCUCAAGAAACACAGAACUUACUACUUCCAGUAAUUGUAUGUAAGAUGUUUGCAAACACCAACAGCCUCUUUAAUGUGUUCAAGUGGACAGUCUCAUGCCUCCCCAUGUGCUUGUUCUCUUGUCCUAAAUGACUGAGUUUUGCCAUUCUCCUACUUCUGGUGGUGCAGGAGGGUUAAGGAGAACAGCUAACUUCUUUAAGAGGAGGAGGAAUACUUCAGAGGAUGAACAGGAACAGUUAAGUUUAUGUGGGGUUUGUUGGUGUUUCGGUUUCUUAGUGAAGAUUUACCACUGUUUGAAUUAGGGGGUUGUUUUGUUUAUUGGAAGAAAAUGGUUUCUUGGUUAUUAUGGCCAAUAAAAGCUGUUCUUUGAUUUUG